Molecule: messenger RNA, 1047 nt
Organism: Echinostoma caproni
Lineage: Eukaryota; Metazoa; Platyhelminthes; Trematoda; Plagiorchiida; Echinostomatidae
Source: the annotation of a GenBank genome assembly
AUGAUCACUACAGCUCGUCCAACGCCUUGCUACACACAAUCCUUGUGCCUCAUAGUCCAGUUUCUGUACCGUACCGUGGAAUUACGAGACCCGAAGUCGGAUGUGACAAUCACAUCGAUUUCUUCUCCGUUGUUGAAUGAACUGAAAAUGUUUGUCAAUAACGCUCGAAAGUCCCCGAUCCAUCAUACUGUUUUCGACGCGCUCCUCACGCAAUGUCCGCCUUUCACUACACACGCAGCCAAAGUGAUUUCCCAUGCUCUGGAGGAGUUUUUAAUCAAAUGUGCCACCGAUCAGAAGCCGAACAAAGCUGAGCAGUUUACUUGCAUGCAGUGUCUCAGUCUGUUUACUCAUGUGUUCAAGUGGCUUACUACUGAACGUGAUCCGGAGAUGAUGCGGUCGUUGCGCCAAUUACCAGAACGAGUGCUCACUCGAUUAUGGGCCGCAUUGGAACCAUUUAUCUCCGCGGGCACUGCUGAAUCAGUGAACGGUUCAUUUUGGUUCAGUUCUGUUUCCUUCUCCACCACACUGUUCACGCUACUCCAGUGGGCCGUAACUGCAGCUGAACGAGUUGGACGACCCCAAACGGUUGUUCCGGAAACGCUGAAUGGUUUGCGUCAACUUCCGUCCUCCUUGAAACCAGUAAGACGAGCGGCCAGACGUUUUGUCACGUUUAUCGAAUCCUUCAAACAGAAAUCCGGCGGCCCAUUUAUGGAUACCAUUUCUCGAGAGGAAAAGAAGCGUAUGAAAAAUGAACGGAAAAAAGCUCGUCAAGCCAAGAGACGGGAAAAAGCUUUGCGUGACCAACUACGUCGUCAGACGAUAUUAGCGGAAAAUUCGAGCUCCGCGAAAACUGCAAACCACAUAGCUCCAAAGACCAACACAAUGCCGAGUGCUUUAAAAUUGGCCAAAAAGGUUCUGACUGUAGAUUCUGUGUCACUCAAAACCAAUCCGAAACCAAAGCAAAUCAGCUCUGCGCAAAAAAUUGGACGGAAAAAACAAUAUCCGGUGAUGAAAGACGAAAAGACGAAACGAGCUAAACUUAACUAG